UGAGUGAUCGGCUGUUUGAGCGGUCAUUGCAUUGAACUCGCAUUCAGUGCUGUGUUUGUGAUCUGUGUUUGCAUUGAAUGGACACUGAAGUGCAGACAUCACCAAAGGACGAGAUGGACACCAAAGCGGGCGAACAACUCAUCCAAUGCUUGGAUAGACUCAAAGAGUCCAUUCGUGAGGACAACGAAGAGAAGGAACGGUUGAGACAACAGUUGGCGGCGAUGGACGACAACAAGGACUGGAAUCGUCACCAUUUGGAUCAACUGAGACAACAGCUCAUAGAACGACACAAAUGUAUAGACAUUCAGCAAAAAGCACUCCAAGAGUUCCAUCGACUCAAAGAGACAAACAAUGGUUUGGAAGAAGAGAUCAAACGAUUGAAAGAAACGCUGAAGAGUUGCGGCGAAUCGAGCGAAGAGUUGGUCCAACGGGUGACGAAUGAUAUGAAUUCACGACUCAAUGAAGCGAAAGAGAGUCUCGACUUAAAGGACAAAGAGAUCCAAGAGUUGAAGCUAACCAUGAGUUCCAAAGACAUAGCCAUCAAUCACUUGACGCGUGAAUUGAGUGAUAAUAAGUCGCAAAGCGAGCAAAAUAUGGCAGAAAUGCGCGAGUUGUACGAAACAAAGAUCCAGAGUUUGCACAAAGAGUUGGACCGUUCGGUGCAGAACUGUUUGGACGCCAACGACGAGAAGAUCAUUGAAGGCAUUGCACAGUGCCUGCGAUCCAUCGAUAAGACUAAAGAGGAAUACGAGACACGAGUCGCGAAACUGCAGAACGACAACAAAGAGCUGAACGAAAAGUAUUCGCAUUUAAGGCUCGAAUCGGAGGCCAGAAAAAUGACGAAUCGAUUC
Messenger RNA from Oppiella nova, 851 nucleotides. NCBI's taxonomy places the organism in Eukaryota, Metazoa, Arthropoda, Arachnida, Sarcoptiformes, Oppiidae. The record is from the annotation of a GenBank genome assembly.